This is a messenger RNA of Prorocentrum cordatum, 711 nucleotides long. The record is from the annotation of a GenBank genome assembly. Lineage: Eukaryota; Dinophyceae; Prorocentrales; Prorocentraceae.
AUGGGCGCCGCCCUGCAGGCCUCGGCGGCGCUGGGGCUGCUGGCGGCCGCCGCCGCCGCAGAGGAGAACGCCACGGCCGCCGGCAGCGCCCCGUCGGAGUCCAGCGACUGGGCGGACCGGCCGUGGCUGGACUUCGCCGUCGUGGCGUUGCCGCUCUUCUGGUGCGCGGUCGGCGGGUACCGUUUGUACUGGAGGCGGCCGCUUCCGAGGAGAACGUCCGGGUGUUCAUGGACAUCCAGAUCGGGGGCCGGGAGGCUGGCCGCGUGGAGUUCCUCUUGUUCGUGGGGCACUACCCCAAGACCGCCGAGAAUUUCCGCGCGCUCUGCACCGGCGAGAAGGGCAGCCUGCGCGGGAGACAUCGGAAAGCUUCACUACAAGGGCAUGCGGUUCCACCGCAUCAUCCCUGGCUUCGUCUGCCAGGGUGGCGACUGCACCGGGGACAACUCCAUCUACGGCGGCAGCUUCGCGGACGAGUGGGCGAGCGGCUACAUCGAGCACUCCGUAGAGGGGCUGCUCUCCAUGGCCAACGCCGGGAGGGACUCGCAGACGUCGCAGUUCUUCAUCACGUUGGCCGCUUGCCACCACCUAGACGGGAAGCACGUGGUGUUCGGACAGGUGUGCCAGGGCAUCGAGGUGGUCCGGGAGAUGGGGAAGCGCGGGCGCUCGAAGGACACCCCGGUGGUCGUGCUCGACUGCGGGCAGCUGUCCUGA